Lodderomyces pseudojiufengensis is the source of this 1350-nucleotide messenger RNA. RefSeq names its product aspartyl protease SAP10 (gene SAP10). The transcript has a single exon. Gene Ontology annotation, biological process: proteolysis. Gene Ontology annotation, molecular function: aspartic-type endopeptidase activity. The record is from RefSeq and is a predicted model, not a curated record. NCBI's taxonomy places the organism in Eukaryota, Fungi, Ascomycota, Pichiomycetes, Serinales, Debaryomycetaceae. The coding region runs from base 1 to 1350 and encodes 449 amino acids.
AUGAAAUGUUUUAUACGACUACUAUCUAUAUUCAUUUUUUCAUGUUUAAUAACUAAAAUAAAUUGUAUAAGUUUUAAUUUCGAUAUUAAAUCAAUCACACCACCAGAAUCAUCACUUUCAAAAAGACAGAUUACAACUAUUUUCAAAAAUCAAAAAAAUGUAUUUUUAACAAAUUUAGGAAUUGGUUCAAAUAAUGAUUCAGUAAUAGUAUCAAUAGAUACAGGAUCAUCAGAUUUAUGGAUUAUGUCAAAUCAAGUUACAUGUUUUAAUGUAAGUGAAUUUCAUACAGUCAAUUCUCCAAAUAUUCCCAAAAUUUUUAAUGAUUUAGAUGAAUCAUAUUCAUGUAAAUCAAAUGGAACUUUUUCAUAUGAAAAUUCAAAUACUUUUAAAAAUGAAAAUUCAGAUUUCGUAAUUGCUUUUGCUGAUGGAUCUGCAGCAAAGGGAAUUUGGGGUAAUGAUUCUCUAAUAAUUGGUGAAUCUAAUAUUACUGUUGCAAAUGUAAAAUUCGGAAUUGCUAAUCAAUCAAGUAUUGAUGUUGGAAUUUUAGGGAUUGGAUUUAAAGAUGAUUAUGAUAAUUUACCAAUUUUAUUACAAAAACAAGGAUUUAUUGAAAAUUUACAAUAUUCAAUAUAUACUACUGGAAAAGAUUCAGGAAUAAUUGAUUUUGAUAAUAUAGAUGAUACAAAAUAUGAAAAUGAUUUAGUUACAAUAGAAAUGGAUAAAAAUAUUGGAAUAUAUGUAUCAAAUUCAUAUACAGAUGAUGAAGAAGAACAAAAAAAUUCAAAACAAGAAUUAGCAAUAUUUGAUACUGGAUCAACUUUUUCAACAUUACCAAAAGAAUGGAUUAAAAGAAUAGGAGAAUCGAUAAACGGAACAUAUGAUGAAAAUGAAUUAGCAUAUGAAGUAAAUUGCAAUUUAUUAAAUUCAAAUAAUACCGCUGAACAGCAUUUUAAUUUUACUUUAAAUGACACCGUCUUUUCCAUACCUGCCAGUAAUUUUAUAAUUCAAAAUGAAAGAACUAAUAAUAAGUGUUACUUAGGUAUAAUGGAUGAAUCAAUUAUAGGUGGAGUAAUAUUUGGAUCAGAUAUUUUAAAAAAUUUUUAUUUAGUUUAUAAUUUACAAGAUUCAACUUUAUCAAUAGCUCCAAUAAAAGAUUUAAGUUCAGAGGAUCAAAUUUAUUCUUCUUCAUCACAAAAUUCAGAAAUUUCAUCAACAACUUUAAGUUCUUUAACUACAUCAUCAUCUAUUAAAAUUACUUCAUCAAUCACGUCAUCUAAAAAUGGUGGAUCCAUUAUAAUAUCUGGAUAUUUAUUGACGUUUGUUUCAACUAUAUUACUAUUUUUUACAUAG